Molecule: messenger RNA, 1511 nt
Organism: Protopterus annectens (West African lungfish)
Lineage: Eukaryota; Metazoa; Chordata; Ceratodontiformes; Protopteridae
Gene: FAM53C
Product: family with sequence similarity 53 member C
Exons: 4
Coding region: 126-1292 (388 amino acids)
Biological process (GO): protein import into nucleus
Cellular component (GO): nucleus
Source: RefSeq, a predicted model, not a curated record
AGCCUUUGCCGGCCACUUCAAGCAGCGAAAACUCCUGGAACCAGUAUGAGCUCAUUCAAGAAAAACUGUCUGCUGCAUUCACUCUUCCCUGUGGGGGAACACUGGCUUGAAGAACUGAAGAGGACAUGCAAAGAAAAAGCAUAUUGGAGCUUGCUGUGCAUGUGUCAAAUGCAGGUGAAAGCUCAUGGGAUGUCCUUAAACAGUCUCCAGACUGUGACCUACAGAAUGCACUUGGUUGCAGCACUGUCCACUCCAGUAACAGACUUAACCCAGCACAUUUGGUUCUGCAGAGCUCUCCACGCACAAGGACUACAUUAACUCCACCAGCAAGGAGUGAAUUGACUGAUCCAUGUACCAGUGCAAAUGUUGCCAGCCUACCUGCUCCGCCUUCCAAACGUCACUGCCGUUCUCUUUCUGUGCCAGAGGACCUGUCUCGCUGCCGCUCCACAUGGCGGCCUUGCAGUUCCAAAAUCUGGACACCUGUCAAACGGAGGUGCAACAGUGGAGGAAGUGCCGUAGGUACUCAGUAUCCUAGCUCCAUACAGAGAUCCUCCACUCUCAGGUUUCCAAAAGACCUCAGUGCCUCAUUCCAGUGCAUUCAGACCAGCAGUCCAACCUUUUUCAGCCUGGCCUUGUCUCCAGAGUGUCAUGGCUCUUGUACUUUGUCCCCUAAUAGUGGUAUUUGGGAUAGCAGUGAUGGGCCUUUCCAGGGCACCAGCUUUCUCUCAGAAGAGCAAGUCCACUUCUGCUCACACAGACGUUUUUCCUUGUCUCCAAUUCAUAUCAAGGAGCCUGCUAGAAGUCAGCAGUCAGCUAGCAGCACACCUUCUUCCACUCCAGAGCUUAUUCGGCGUCAGCAGGGAUUACUGAGGAGCCACUCUCAGCCCUGUGACUUGAACAUACGAAAGUGCGGAGCCAGGCUGAAACGACGACAUGAUGAGGAUUUCCGGUGGAACCGACCUGCUCUGGAUUUUUAUAAAAUGAACCAGAAACGCAACACAUUGACCUUGUGCUGUCUGGAAGCAGAUUGUUACAGAGAAAGUGUUGAGGAGCAGAUUAAAAGCUGUCCAUAUUUCAGAACAGGCUGCAGCAGCCAUGCGACGCAGACCCUUUCACCAGGGCCCCUUCCCACUGAACAGUAUUGUCCAUCUACCAGCAACAUUCAGAUUCCAAGUGAAAGUGAAGAUGAAGAUGAAGAUUUAAAAAUUAAUUGUGCAUCAUUUGCUGGCUCAGGAGUAGUGUUUCAGCGUGACUGUGCUGAUCUGGAUUUAGCACUGAUUGAGGAAAACUGAUAUUACAAUUCUCAGGAAAUAUUUUUAAUAAAAGGUUCAAUUUGUUCUGAAAAUUAACACAAAACUGAUGGUUAUACUGCCAGCCUUGAGUAAUCCCUCUGUGUGGGGCAGCAAAUGUUAGCAGUAAUUCCGUUUCCAUCAUGUCUUUUAGCUCAGAGGCUUUGAACAUUCCAGCAGUUUGUGAUGAAGUGAAAAUAAAACAAGUUACACAACAAGAAA